This is a messenger RNA of Adineta steineri, 1104 nucleotides long. The record is from the annotation of a GenBank genome assembly. NCBI's taxonomy places the organism in Eukaryota, Metazoa, Rotifera, Eurotatoria, Adinetida, Adinetidae.
AUGAGUGCAUUCAAUGAUGAUGGUAUACCGUUAAAUUUAACUACUGUUUUAACAUUAUUUUUAAUGCCUAAUUUAUUCCUUAUUAUACUUACAAUUUUUAGUGCAUAUCUUCUUCAUCUAUCAAAAACAAAUCCUUAUCUCAAUUAUUUACUUGGUAGAUUAGCUAAAUUUUUUACAAAAGGUGUUUUGGAUCGUAUCAUUAUAUGUAUCUCACAAGAUGUUCAAGCACGAAAAAAAGGACAUAACGAACAAAUUUACAUGACACGUGAAUCUUCAGUUGGUACAUCAAACGACUCUACUACUAUAGACAAAGUAUAUAGUACAUGUUCAUCUAAUUCAAUGCCUCGAAAAAGAUACGAUCCUAAUUAUUUACUACUUGUUCCAUUUCAAAUUGAUUUACUUCUUACUGUGUUUGUUUACAAAAUUCUAACACGUGAAGUUUAUCCAGAGACAUGUGCAACAUAUUUAACAACAUAUCACACUAGACCAAAUCAAGUUGUUUGCUGGCUUAAAAAUAUCAAUAAAAGUAUUUCUAAUUUAGCUAUAGAAAGAAAUCUUUCUGAUUAUUGUUUCAAUCAACUCCCUACAACUAUUAAUUAUGAACAUAAUGAUGUUAUAUGUACACAAUUUGUAUUUAAAUUACUCAAUAUUAUCGAUACUGUUACUAAUAUAUUUGCUUGGCAUCAAGCAAUUGUGUUUGUUGUUGUAAAAGCCAUUGUUUUCUCUCAUUGGUAUCAAAAAAAAGUGCGUCAAACAUGUUUUUGGUCUUCUCCUUUUACUUAUCAACGUCGUAUUAUAGUAUCUAUUAUAAUAUGUUUAAUGUUAUCUAUUUAUAUUUCAGUAUUUGUAUUUAUAUUUCCUAUUCGUUUUAUUCUAAAAGAACGACGACGUGUUGAUUUAACUCAUCAUCUUCUUUAUGCCAGCUCGAAAUUCGUUGUAGCUAUGAUUAUUCAUGUUAAUUUAUAUACAUUUUAUCAAUGGAAUUUAUUUAAGAAACAAAAAAAACAAAUAUUAAUACUUAAAAAAAACAAAAACAGUCCUAAUGAACAAUCUAAAUCAUCGAAUGUUUCAAAGAAAAAUGGUUAUCAUGCUUCUGCCAAUUGA